AUGUCUUUAGUAACAGAAGAAAUCAAAUCGAAAUCAGAGGUAUACCAUGGAGAUGAAAUGUGUCAACUGAAAUCCAAAGAGCUUCUUCGAGAAAUCGCUCUCCCUAAUGGUCUCUUACCGUUGAAAGACAUCAUCGAAGUUGGUUACAACAAAGAAACAGGUUUCGUCUGGUUGAAACAGAAGAAUAGCAUAACACACAAGUUUGAGAAGAUUGGAAAACUAGUUUCUUAUGCUACUGAAGUCACAGCUCACGUUGAAAAAGGUAAGAUUAAGAAACUGACUGGUGUGAAAACCAAAGAGCUUUUCAUUUGGAUCACACUAAGUGAUAUUUAUGUUAAUGAUCCACCAACGGGUAAAAUCACUUUUCAAACUCCUGCUGGACUCUUUAAGACUUUUCCAGUUUCUGCUUUUGAAGUUGAAGAGAAAUCAAGUGGUGUGAAAGAAAUUAGCAAAGUCAAUGAAACUGUUGGUGCUGUUAAAGAGGUCUAG
Messenger RNA from Lathyrus sativus (Indian pea), 489 nucleotides. The record is from the annotation of a GenBank genome assembly. NCBI's taxonomy places the organism in Eukaryota, Viridiplantae, Streptophyta, Magnoliopsida, Fabales, Fabaceae.